CCUCUCUUCUCCUUUUCUUCUCUCCUCUCCUUCUCUCUCUCCAGUUUUUAGGUUAGACCAGCAUCAUGUCCUCCAGCAACUGAGGAUGUGGGUGUCCCCCAGGGCUUUAGUCCCCGACACCUAUACACCAGGCUGGACCAGUGAGACUGCUAUCUCGAUAUUUCCACACAACAGCCCUGGCUAGCAGCCAGGUCAGCUCAUCAGGCCUUGUGACAGCACAGUUGUCCUUCAAGACCAAAACUGAACUUCUUUUUCCCUUCUACCCAACCCAUUGAAUGGCUCACACCAGCAGAACAGCAACAUUGCCAGGCCAUUAAAACUCAUAUGCCACAGUCUCCCUUUUCAUUAUGACUAGAGCCGUCACAUUGUGGCUUUCUGCUUUUAUAUUAUUUAGCUUCAGCUAAGAAUGCAAGAUAAAGUAUUUUAUGAAACACUUGGGAAUGAUUAAACAGUAACAUUGUUAAUUGUUUAUAUAUCUUGAUAUGGUUUCUAGACAGCCUGAUGAACCUCCACUUGAUAAAGGUCACAUUCCUUGGCUUGGGCACGCACUGGAAUUUGGUAAAGAUGCUGCCAAGUUCCUGUCUGAGAUGAGAAAGAAGCAUGGUGAUAUUUUCACGGUUCAAGUUGCAGGAAAAUUUGUAACUGUCUUAUUGGAUCCACAUUCCUAUGAAGUGGUGCUUUGGGAAUCAUGUGCCAAGUUGGACUUCGGUCAAUAUGCACGCAUUUUAAUGAAACGGAUGUUUGAUGUGAAGCUCCCCGAUUAUGAUUCUAAUGAGGAAAAGGCCAUACUGAGAAUCACUCUGAAAGACAAGAAUCUUCCCAGCCUGACGAAGGCCAUGUGCCUUAACCUGCAAACCAUUCUGCUUCCUGGCCCCAGUAGAGCCAGUGGGCAAUGGAAAGAGGAGGACCUGUUUCAGCUCUCCUACAGCACGAUGUUCAGAGCUGGAUUCCUGACACUGUAUGGCAAUGAAAGCAGGAGUUAUGAAGAUGUUAAUAGUCAAGCUAAAGACCGAGCUCAUUCAAUGGAAGUUUAUAAUGCAUACUAUAAACUAGACCAAUUUUUGAUGAAAGCUGCCCGCUCAACUUUGAGUGUAGUGGAAAAAUGGAAAUUUUACAACAUCAGGAAGGAUCUCUGGAAAUUUUUUUCUGUGGAAAGACUGGACAGCAGAGCAAACCAAAGUGUUUGGUUGAACAGCUAUAAGCAGCAUUUGGUAGACCUUGGUGUGAAUGAAGAUAUGCAAGCUAGAGCCAUGGUGCUGCAACUUUGGAGUACUCAGAGCAAUGCUGGCCCAGCAGUUUUUUGGCUUCUCCUGUUUCUUUUAAAACAUCCUGCAGCCAUGGCAGCAGUUCAAGCUGAAAUGGAAAGACUAUUUAGAAACAGACAUUUAACAACCAGGCCAAUUUGUGAGAUAACCAACCAAGAAGUUUUGGAUAGCACACCCAUUUUGGACAGUGCUUUGAAUGAAACACUGCGCUUGACGGCAGCUCCUUUUAUCAGCCGAGAGGUCCUUCAGGACAUGCCCCUGAGACUGGCAGGUGGUAGAGAGUACCACCUGAGAAAGGGAGAUAGGCUUUGCCUCUUUCCACUGAUAAGCCCUCAGAUGGACCCUGAAAUCUACGAAGAGCCAGAGAAGUUUGUAUAUGACCGGUUUCUCAAUUCAGAUGGCACAGCAAAAACAGACUUCUAUAAAGGAGGAGAAAGGCUCAAGUAUUACAAUAUACCAUGGGGUGCCGGAGUAAAUGUCUGCAUUGGAAAGUUCUUUGCAGUUAAUAGCAUCAAACUAUGUGUUUUCCACCUCUUAAACUAUUUUGAUUUGGAACUGAAAGAUUCUGCUAUAGAGAUCCCAGGCUUCGACAAGGAGAGAUAUGGCUUUGGAAUGCUGCAGCCAGAAACGGAUGUCAGAAUUCGAUAUAAAUUAAAAGAUCAGUAAAGUGA
This is a messenger RNA of Candoia aspera, 1936 nucleotides long. It is a transcript of the gene PTGIS, whose product is annotated as prostaglandin I2 synthase. Gene Ontology annotation, molecular function: monooxygenase activity; heme binding; prostaglandin-I synthase activity. The transcript has 9 exons. Bases 483 to 1931 code for a protein of 482 amino acids. Lineage: Eukaryota; Metazoa; Chordata; Lepidosauria; Squamata; Candoiidae. Gene Ontology annotation, biological process: prostaglandin biosynthetic process. The record is from RefSeq and is a predicted model, not a curated record.